AUGCCGCAUUCACGUCCGCCUCAGUUCCCUCCCUUUUGCUCGUCUUUCAAGAAACAUCGGUCUAGUAUCGACAGCUCAAGAUUCACCGUCGACCUCACUUUGCCGAAGCCAAUCGCUGCGCCCGUCUGGGCAUCUAUUCCUACACCUCCCAUGUCCGGUUCUCCCCCACCGGAGCCACCCACGGAACCACCACAGAUUGCUGGUCGCAGAAGGAAACGAUCUCAUACCCCUCCAACGAGCACUACCGCGGUCGCCACUUCACCCAUAACCCCCUUGGAACAUACUGCACCAAGACUGGGUGCGCAAGGAAGAGGUGGUGAGACCCUCGCUGAAUUGGUCGUUCAGCCUGGUCUAUAUGGUCCGAACUAUCCACCCCCAGCGUCGUAUCCAUCCGCUUCAAGCCAACCGGGAACCUCCGUCAGCCGUCCAGAGCCUCGAUAUGCGCUGAGCCCUAUUUCUCCGCGCGCGACACGAAAACCGAAGCCGCAUGUUGCCUCAGCCUGUAUCAACUGCAAAAAGAAGCAUCUGAGGUGUGAUAAUGAACGUCCAUGCCGGAGAUGUGUCCAGAGCGGCAAAGAAGACACUUGCGUUGAUGUGGAACACAAGAAGAGAGGCCGUCCUCCUCUCAAACCAGAGGAUCCUUCUGCCAGACGACCGUUUGAAUCUGCUUUGAGUCCCAUGUCGGCUUCACUCGGAGAUCCGCUGAGAAGGAUCCCAGGAUCAGAUCCGUCGAGUUAUAUACAAUCUUCGGGAUAUCAGCGUAAUUUCAGACCUCUGCAGGCAUAUGAUCCGACUCGAUCUCAAGUGAGAGGUCCGCCAUUUCAGUCGAUGUACGCUCAACCGUCUAUUUCUCCAAGCAGCGAGACCGCGGCAGGGACCUUUGUACCGUCCUCCCGCCAAUAUCAAACUGGCCCUACGCCCCUUUCAGCACAAUCGCCUUCAUCUUACAGUCCAGCUCAGUCGGAGGCUUCAAUAAGGUCGAUUACUUCGUACACAGGUGGUUAUACCUAUCCACCUCAAGGGCAGAUGGGACCUCCAUCUCAAUUGCCUUACUCCAAUCCCAUCUUUCCACGUCGGCCUACGCCAUCAUCACUUCCAACCGAAUCGCUACCACCUUUACAAAGUCCAUCGGCUCUUCAGCUACCACCUAUUCGACGAUCUCCUCCUGGGCCAAUUGACCCGGCUAUCGCACAGCAGCCGCCACAGCACACUCAGGAAUCUCCUCGCACAGAUCAAGAGAGCAGAGAUGAUGGAACAAAAGAGCCUGACCCUAAGCGUCCCAAGAUGGAUAUUCAAGGCAUUCUCGGACCUCGGGAGUGA
Rhinocladiella mackenziei CBS 650.93 is the source of this 1320-nucleotide messenger RNA. RefSeq lists its product as uncharacterized. The record is from RefSeq and is a predicted model, not a curated record. Lineage: Eukaryota; Fungi; Ascomycota; Eurotiomycetes; Chaetothyriales; Herpotrichiellaceae. Gene Ontology annotation, molecular function: DNA-binding transcription factor activity, RNA polymerase II-specific; zinc ion binding. The coding region runs from base 1 to 1320 and encodes 439 amino acids. The transcript is spliced from 2 exons. Gene Ontology annotation, biological process: regulation of DNA-templated transcription.